CUUUACGGCUUUCUGCUCUGCUGUUGAAUGCUGGCAGAUUUAUUAACCACCUGCCUUUAUCUUCAGUUUUGUUCAGCGUGCUGAAGCUUGCAACAAUGAACCGACAACUGAGAGGGGAGAGUGACUACGAGCAGCUGCCUGACGACGUGCCUGUUUCUGCCUAUGUUGCAGAUGUGCAGCAGGGUAAAGGGAUUUCUGCUUUUUUUCUGUUUGUCAUCCAGGUGAAGAUGAAAGGUGGCGGUAGAUACUUCAUAUUCCGUCGCUACCGGCAAUUUCACAGCCUUCAGAUGAAACUCAAGGGGAAGUUCGACCCAGAGAAUAACAAAAGCUUCAACAUUUGUGUCUUGCCUGAGCUCCCAGGGAAAGUUUACCUUGGCAACAAGCAAGAGAUCGCAGAGAAACGGAUCCCUGAACUCAACAUGUACAUGAAGAAACUGCUUUCCCUUCCGGCCUGGAUCCUCCUGGAUGAAGAUCUCCGGAUUUUCUUCUAUCAGACCCCAGAGGAUAGUGUGCAGAUACCAAAAUCUCUCCGGAGACUGAGGCCACCCACUCGGAAAGUCCAAACCAAGACAACAAAGGGAGUCACAAGCACAAAAGCAGAGGCUCCGCGGGCAGAGGCUCUGUAUAACUUUACUGGAGAAAGUGACCUGGAAUUGACAUUCAAAGCCGGUGACAUUAUCUAUCUGCUAAAGAAAGUUAAUGAAGAUUGGUUGGAGGGCAUUCACCGUGGUUGCUCAGGCAUCUUCCCUAAAUCUUUUGUGAGAAUCAUUGAAGAUUUAUCGCAAGGUUUCCCCACUGCAAGUGAAGAAGGGAGUACGACGGUCCACAGGUUGCGAUGUGUCUACCAUGAUGUCCACUGUAGCGAGAUUAGGGAUAUCUAUUUGGGAAGUGGCAUCUCUCUGCAGCCGGAAUACUCAUUCCUUCUGUCCUUGAUGAGGACUGAAUUUGCAAACGAGGCCAUUGCCCUUAACUACCGUGACCCAGAAGGCGACCUGGUGCGCAUCAUGGACAACAUGGAUGUGGAACUGAUGGCGCUGGAGGCCGAAGAGAAACCCCGGGUCACGAAGCCUGACUUUGUCCCAUGGCAACUGCAUGUGACGAGGGAGGAGGAUCUAUCCGUGUACAACACUCAGCCGUGAAUCUGCUUCCACCUACUAAUGGUUGUGUUAAUCUGAACUGCUAAUCUGGAGAAAAGAAUAUUAUAGGGACUGAUCCCUUUUUGCUUAAGAAGAAUUUAAUUGUCUUUCACUUGCAUUUUGGAUGUCCCUCCUCUCUGCAUAUGGAUGGCUUUGGCUAAAGUUGUCCCUGUGAUCUCCUCUGCCACUCCAAGGCUGAUAUUUAAUUGCUGCACAGCCAUUGGCUGCAACCAUUGAGGGUACCUGCUGAUGAAGGAAAGAUCUCUUGAAUGAGAGGCACUCAUUUUUUCAGGCAAAUAGGGCACACAUUGCUGAGGAAUUCAGCACCAACCAAUAGUGUUAAACAUGCAUAGAGUCAUACAGCAAGGAAUCAGGCCCUUCGGCCCACCUUGUCCAUGCAAGCCAUCGAGAACACACUUACACAAACCCCAUUUUGUUUUCCAAUCAACUCCCACAGCCUAUCCCAUUCAACCACACACCAGGGGAAACUCACAGCAGCCUAUUAACCUCCCAACCCACCCGCCUUUAGGAUGUGGGAGGAAACCGGCGCACCCGGAGGAAACCCACGCGGUCAAAGGGAGAAUGUGCAAACUCCACACAGACGGCAUUGGAGAUCAGGAGGUCAGCUCUACUAGCUGCACCACUGUGCGUCCGAGUCAUUGGAACUGAAUUACAGAAGUGGAGGAUGUUGUGCAGAGCUGUGUUUAGUGCAACUGGGCAUCGGUGAACUCCUAAACCCUCAAUAAAGAAUAUUAAGAACCAAAGAAAGCCACCACGAAAUAUUAAUAAAGCCGGUGGAAAGUACCAAUACAGUAGAAGAUAGAAUAUCUCAUCUGUGAUUUGGAAGUGAUGCACUGAACAUAGAACAUAGAACAGUACAGCACAGGAAGAGGCCCUUCAGCCAACAAUGUCUGUCUGAACACAAUGCUGAAGCAAAAUAAAUCUCUUCUGCCUGCACACGAUUCAUAUCCCUCCAUUCCCUGUAUGUUCAUGUGUCUGUCUAACAGCCUCUUAAACGCCACUGUUGUAUCUUCUUCCACCACCAACCCUGGCAGCCUGUUCCAGGCCCCCACCACUCUCUGUAAAAAACUUACCCCGCACAUCUCCUUUAUAAACUUUCCCAUGCUCACCUUAAAUGCAUGUCCUCUAGUACUUGACAUCUCUACUCUGAGAAAAAGAUUCUGACUGUCUACCCUAUCUAUGCAUCUUGUAAUUUUAUAAAGUUCUAUCAGGUCUCCCCUCAGCCUCCGCCGCUCCAGAGGAAUCAACCCAGUUUCGUCCAACCUCCCCUUAUAGCUCAUACCCUCUAAUCCAGGCAGCAUCCUGGUGAAGCUCUUCUGCACCCUCUCCAAAGCCUCCACAUCCUUCCUGUAAUGCGGCGACCAGAAUUGUAGGAAAAAUUAAAUGAAGUUAGGGAAGGUUGAAAAGCAGAGGGAUUUGAAGGAUCAGAUUUCUGAAGAUUGAUAGACCGUUAAACAAUCGUUUGUUUAGCACCACUGACUAGGAUAAUCUUCCAAGCCUAUUCUAAUAGAGAAACAUAGAAACGUACAGGACAGAAAUGGGCCCUUUCGGCCCAUCCCAUCCUUGCCAAUCGUGAAGCCUGUGUUCACCAAUCCUGCCUCUCUCUACACCUUUCCUACCUAAGUACCUGUCCAAACAACCUUCUAAACACUGCCAUUGUAUCUGCCUCCACCACCUCCUCUGGCAGCUCAUUCCAGAUAUUCGCCACUACCCUCUGUGUGAAAAACUUACCCCUCAGGUAUCCUUUUGUUGCCACAAAACAACAAAUUUCGUGUCAGUGAUAAUAAACCUGAUUCUGAUUCUGAAAUAUCUCCCCUCUCAUCUUAAACUUGUGCCCUCUAGUUCCAUACUCCCCUGCUCUUGAAACAGACUCUGACUAUCUAUCCUAUAUAUGCCCCUCAUAAUUUCAUAAACCUCUGUAAGGUCACCCCUCAUUUUCCAACAUUCCAGUGAGAAUAAACCCAACCUCUCCUUACAACUGCAGCCCUCCAUUCUGGGCAACAUCCUGGUGAAUCUCUUGGGCAGGACAAGUGGAUGAUACUCCCUCUGCUUGUGGAUCAAGUCAUUAAAAAUGUCAGUGGGACCCUGGGUAGCAGUAUGGCCUCAGCAGAAGUGUACGGGGAACGUUACUGAACCAACACUCCAUUUCCACUCCCACCCAUUGAAGCCAGACUAAAGCAACCAAUCAGGUUACGUUUAUACCCCAAGGGAUACAAAGUUUAAAAGUCACAAGGUAACAGUGAUCUCGAUGAAAUUGCAAUGAAGUUUUGAGAUCCACACUACAUAGAGAAUUGUGAGGCAAUCAAGAGAGGACAACUUCAAUUCACCUGGAUGCCUCCUGGAAUAGAAAAAUGAAGCGAAGAAUAUCUGGGAAGGUUCUUUUUUGGGAAAUGAGAUUACGGAAUAAUUUAAUAGUUAUUGAAAACAAUGGAGAGAUGACACAGCAUAAAAUGAGCGACUUGUGGCCAUUCCCUGAAGUUUAAAGGACGAGAGGUCAGCUCGCUGUACAAGGUUAUGGCGGUAUUGUGGUGUGUGCCUCGAGGUCUGAACCCUAGAUUUGGAGCCAUUUGUUUAAAACCCACCAUGUUAACAGGGAGAAGUAAAUACAAGAAACUAAAUGAAUUAAAAUAGUCUCAGUGAAUUGAUUCACCCUCCUUCCUUCUGUUGAUCAUACUCUACAGUUUAGGACACAAACUUGACCAUUCUACUCCAACUGUUGAGUGUUGAUGAAGUGUUGAGUCUGAGGUGUUGUCCUGGAAUCUCUCGGUAUCAUCCAUCAUUGUAUUGUAGAACUGUAGGAGAAUUACACUGAUGAGUAAUCACUCAUUUUGUACCAACCCUUACCCCAUUAGUUGACUUCAAUUGCAAAGGGUGUGGUGGACAAGGGGGAGCUAA
Molecule: messenger RNA, 4052 nt
Organism: Pristis pectinata (smalltooth sawfish)
Lineage: Eukaryota; Metazoa; Chordata; Chondrichthyes; Rhinopristiformes; Pristidae
Gene: ncf4
Product: neutrophil cytosolic factor 4
Exons: 10
Coding region: 96-1139 (347 amino acids)
Biological process (GO): respiratory burst; phagocytosis; superoxide anion generation
Cellular component (GO): NADPH oxidase complex
Molecular function (GO): superoxide-generating NADPH oxidase activator activity; protein binding; phosphatidylinositol binding
Source: RefSeq, a predicted model, not a curated record